Molecule: messenger RNA, 756 nt
Organism: Westerdykella ornata
Lineage: Eukaryota; Fungi; Ascomycota; Dothideomycetes; Pleosporales; Sporormiaceae
Product: class I glutamine amidotransferase-like protein
Exons: 3
Coding region: 1-756 (251 amino acids)
Cellular component (GO): cytosol; nucleus
Source: RefSeq, a predicted model, not a curated record
AUGAAGGUACCCCUGCGGAUAGCCAUUCUCGAGUGCGACACUCCCCUGGACGGAACCCGAGCCAAGUAUGGCGGCUAUGGUGGCGUGUUCAAAGCUCUUCUUUCCCGAGCGGCAGAUGCGUUAGAGGACCCAGACAUUUCCUCCAAAAAUGCAUUUGAAUUCAGCAUCUACGACGUUGUAAACAAGCAGGAAUACCCCGACUUGGAGAACAUAGAUGCUGUUCUCCUUACCGGCUCAAAACACAACUCAUUCGAUGACCACCCUUGGAUCUUGAAACUGAUGGAUUUCGUGAAGAUGGUACUUCAGCAAGAUCGCGUUCGCAUGAUCGGUGUCUGCUUCGGUCACCAGAUCAUUGGUCGUGCUUCUGGUGUCAAGGUCGGACGAAGUGAUGAUGGGUGGGAGAUUUCGGUUCUACCAGUGCAAUUGACCGAAAAGGGCAAAGAGUUAUUCGGACAAGACACUCUGAACAUCCACCAAAUGCACCGAGACAUUGUGUUCGAGUAUCCCAAGGAAGUGGAGAAGUUGGGCGCCUCUCCUCGCUGCCUGGUGCAAGGAAUGUAUGUCAAGGGCAAGUUCAUCACUAUCCAGGGUCAUCCAGAGUUCAACGACGAGAUUGUGAGCGAGAUCCUGAGGAACAGAAAUGCUCAGGGGAUUUUCGACGAUGUGCAGUACAAGGAGGCUAUGGAUAGGGUCAAGAAUCCUCACGAUGGAAUCGCGGUUGCAAAGGGAUUCCUGCGGUUUUUGCUGGAAGACUGA